Molecule: messenger RNA, 1565 nt
Organism: Argentina anserina (silverweed cinquefoil)
Lineage: Eukaryota; Viridiplantae; Streptophyta; Magnoliopsida; Rosales; Rosaceae
Exons: 1
Coding region: 1-1455 (484 amino acids)
Molecular function (GO): glycosyltransferase activity
Source: RefSeq, a predicted model, not a curated record
AUGGGAUUGAAACAUCAAGCUUGCAAAAGCUCUUCUUCUUCUAACUUCAUACCCAUUAGAUUCUCAACUAUUCUCACUUUGAUUCUGCUAUUUACUUCAUUGUUCCUCUUCCUUUCGUCACUUAAGAACACCCAAGACUCAUUCUAUGGGGGAGAUGAGAAUACCCAAUUCAAUGGUGAUCUUAGAGAUGCUAAAUUCCCUUGGAACAAACUCUGUUUUGGUCCCACAUUCGAAAAGCUCAAGCUAGCAGUCUUCUCCAAAACAUGGCCAGUUGGUGCAGACCCGGGUGGCAUGGAGCGCCACGCUUCCACAUUGUAUCAAGCACUUGCUGCAAGGGGUCAUGAGAUUCAUGUCUUCACUGUGCCUUCAGAUAGGAGGCCUCAUUGGGACAUACAUGAAGGUAACCUUCAUGUUUACUUUGCAGCAAAUGAUCAUGGCUCUGUUAAUUGUUCUCUAGCAUUUGAAAUUUUCAAUAAAGUAAACUCGGAUGGGGCAUUUGAUUAUGUGCACACUGAGAGUGUUUCGUUACCUUAUUGGCGAGCGAAGAGGGUGCCUAAUGUGGCUGUCACUUGGCAUGGGAUAUGGUAUGAAAUAAUGCACUCUAAGUUACUGCAACAACUCCUCACUGACCCAAAUGGGGAUAUGCUAGAGCCUAUGCCAGAGCUUCAAGAAGCGAUGCCGAGGCUCGUUGAGGAGAUUAGGUUCUUUAAGAGCUACACGCAGCAUAUAUGCAUAAGCAAGAGUGCUGGUGAGGUUCUGGUCAACAUAUAUCAGAUCCCACAGAGAAAUGUGCAUGUUAUACUUAAUGGGGUUGAUGAGACAGAAUUUGUGCCGGACCAUGAAGCGGGUGCAAGGUUCCGAGAAAAACAUGGUGUGCCUGCUAAUGUGAGCCUUGUCAUGGGAGUGGCAGGGCGGCUGGUUAGGGACAAAGGACAUCCACUUCUUUACAAGGCCUUUGCGUCAAUUGUCCAGCGCCACCCUGGUGUGUUUUUGCUAGUGGCAGGAUCAGGUCCUUGGAGAAGAAGAUAUGCUGAAUUAGGAUCAAAUGUCAAGGUUCUAGGAGCAUUGGAACCAUUGGAGCUAUCUAAGUUUUACAAUGCUCUUGAUGUGUUCGUGAACCCCACAUUGAGGCCACAAGGGCUUGAUCUAACACUGAUCGAAGCAAUGCAGAGUGGGAAGCCAGUUCUAACUCCAAACUAUCCGAGCAUAGUUGGGACAGUGGUGGUGAAUGAAGAAUUUGGAUACACAUUUUCACCCAAUGUCAAGUCUUUCGUUGAGGCUUUGGAGUUGGCAAUAAAGGAUGGACCGAAUGUGCUAAAGAGGAAAGGAAUGGGUUGCAAAACUUAUGUGCAUUCGAUGUUCACUGCAACUAAGAUGGCAUCAGCUUAUGAGCGGUUCUUUCUUUGCAUGAAGAACCCAAUAUACUGUCAGUACCCUCUUUCCACUGAUUGUUAGAAGUUGACUCUCAAGUACAUGACUAUAUAUACAAUUUCUAAGCUUAGAUAUUUCUAUGUAUCAUCUGAUAUAGUUACCUAGCCAAAUAAUGUUUUGCCUUGGCAAUAUGA